Messenger RNA from Linum tenue, 426 nucleotides. Lineage: Eukaryota; Viridiplantae; Streptophyta; Magnoliopsida; Malpighiales; Linaceae. The record is from the annotation of a GenBank genome assembly.
AUGAGGGAGCUGGUGAGUCUCAUACGAGAUGGAAACAUGAGAGUUGACGAGAACUACCUCAACGGCAUCUCGGGCGAACAAGGGUUGACGGCCAUGGUUGAGGGGCAAAAGGUGUUGCAUGAGAUUAUGACUGGAGGGUUUGGUCGGACAAUUAUGAGUUGCUCAAGCUGGAUGGGGUUCGGUUUCAAUAAUUUCGACUUUGGUUGGGGGCAGCCCAUCUGGACCGGUUUGUCUGGAGACCCUAGCGGAGAUCAUCCUUGUCUCAACAAUUGUGCUUUUUUCAAGGAAGUGGCUGCCCGAGGGCGUGGAAGCUCGAAAGCCAUAGAGGCGUGGAUAAGGCUAGAUGAAGAUGCCAUGUAUCUUCUUGAACAUGAUCCUCACUUCCUUCAAUAUGCUUCCCCUAAUCCGCCUAUCAUCCUCAACUAG